UGUUAUUGUGCAUGAGUUUCUCUAACUCUCCAAUAAGUGAAAGGAGGCUCAGUAGCAAUGGAAAAAAAUGCAUACUUUGUUAUGAGCUCUCCAUACAACAACAAUAAUUAUGAUCCAAAAAAUCAUACAAAUUAUUUAAGUGUAAAAACACCAACAAAUGAGAGAUCUUCUCUUUCAAGUGCGCCAAAACAAAACAAUUGUGUAGAUAACAGCGCAAAAGAAAAAAUAAAUAAACAAACAACGAAUUCAAAAACAACAACAAACGAGAGAUCUCCUCUCUCAAGUGCGCCAAACAAGAAAAUUGUGUGGAAGAUAACGCAGAAAAAAAUAGAAAAACAAACAACUGAUACAAUGGUUGAUGAUAAUAGUAAUGCUAAUGUGAACAAUAUCACAAAUAGUAUCAAUAACAAUAUUAAAACUAUAAAAACCAUUAAUGAUAAGGAAGAUCACUCAAGCCCAAUGUCAAAAAAUACUGGUGCCAUACCAAAAAACAAGCCAAAUACAUUAAGCUCGCAUAAAACGGAAAAGAUCCAAACUGGAAUGGACCGUUAUGUCACUUAUACAAAACGUAAGUCCAGCCCUAGGACUUCAAAAUUGGAACCAAAUCCGAAUCCGAAAAUUCGAUAUAUCAACAAAUCAUAAAAUUAUCUCCAUUCAAAGUUUUAAAAAUCGAAAGAAAGUCAAGUCGGAUUAAAAGUUAUCGCAUAUUUGGAAAAUAAUAAAUGGUUUUAUCUUCCGCAACGAUUUGUGAAUGAUAAAAAUUGGACUAUUAUUUACAAAGGUCGUCAAUCUUCAAAAGGGCUUCAAAUAUUUAAACUUACUUAUA
Messenger RNA from Lucilia cuprina (Australian sheep blowfly), 826 nucleotides. RefSeq lists its product as uncharacterized. The transcript has 2 exons. Lineage: Eukaryota; Metazoa; Arthropoda; Insecta; Diptera; Calliphoridae. The record is from RefSeq and is a predicted model, not a curated record. Bases 58 to 642 code for a protein of 194 amino acids.